Messenger RNA from Cordyceps fumosorosea ARSEF 2679, 1038 nucleotides. Its product is annotated as rab like protein. The record is from RefSeq and is a predicted model, not a curated record. The coding region runs from base 1 to 1038 and encodes 345 amino acids. Gene Ontology annotation, biological process: regulation of endocytosis. Gene Ontology annotation, cellular component: endosome. Lineage: Eukaryota; Fungi; Ascomycota; Sordariomycetes; Hypocreales; Cordycipitaceae. The transcript has 4 exons. Gene Ontology annotation, molecular function: GTPase activity; GTP binding.
AUGACGCGACCCCGAGGCUCCUCGGCUGGCAGCGAGGAGAGCGCCGCCACAACCAGAGAGCAGGAGCUCGGAAGCAUGUACGAUUAUCUGGCCAAGAUUAUCCUCCUGGGGCCAAGCGGGUCGGGAAAGUCUUGUCUACUGCAUCGAUUUGUGAAGAACGAAUGGCGAGUAUUGUCAUCGCAAACCAUAGGCGUGGAAUUUGCCAGCAAAAUCAUCAAGGUCGGCACCGGCGCCAGGCGCAAAAGAAUAAAGCUACAGCUCUGGGAUACAGCUGGUACAGAACGAUUUCGAUCCGUUUCCCGAUCAUACUAUCGAGGUGCCGCCGGCGCCAUCCUCGUUUACGACAUAUCAUCACACGGUUCCUUCCGUGGCCUGCAGCCUUUCCUUAACGACGCGCGAGCUCUGGCCUCGCCCAACCUUAGCCUACUACUCGUCGGCAACAAGCUCGAUCUGGCCAACGAAUCCCUCGUCGACACGUCCAUGCCGCCUCCCACGCCAAGCAGCGUCAGCUCUAACUCGACCAUCACUGCGGGCGGCUUCGCCAGCUCGUACUCGACGAUAAACACGCAAACCACGACGAGGGGCAGGGACUAUGCGGGGUCCAUCAGCGCCGGCUCCGUGCAAAAGGCCACCUACGCCCCGGACGGCCGCGAGAUCUCGAGCUCGGAGGCUACACGGUGGGCCAGCACACAGGGCAUCUCGGUCGUCACCGAGGCCAGCGCCCUGAAUGGAGAAGGCGUCGACGAGAUAUUCGCCCGGCUGGCCCGCAUCAUCCUAACCAAGAUUGAGCUCGGCGACAUCGACCCGGACGACCCGAUGAGCGGUAUCCAAUACGGCGAUAGCAGCGCCUGGAACAACGCGAGCGACGGCGGCAGCAUCAAGAGCUCCAUGACGGGCGCCACCGUCGAUGACGCCGGUCUUCCCGGGCUGCGUAGGAGGCGCAAGGGCAAGAACCGCAGUCAGAACUGGGGCGGCCUCCGCGAGUGGGAAGAGGUCUUUACCUUGACCAACAGGCGACGGGGAGGCAAUUGCUGCUAA